GGGGGCAGAAAGUCAGCAAGAGAGCCAGGUCACUUCCUUUCAACCGCCUUUGACAAAGCAGAGAGUUUCAGAACUAAAUCCAGCAUAAAGAAAACUAAGGAGAAUGAGGAGGACAUUUGAGUGUAAUGAAUCCAUGAUCAUCACUAUUCCCAUCGGGAAUCUCAAGGAUGCUGGAGCAGGUCAACUGAUGCCGGAGAAAUUCAUCUGUAUGUUCAGAGAUUCCUACAAAGUCUUUGUCUGCAAUGGAAAACCAAAGCCUCUCGGAGCAGCUCAAGCCAUGACUGGACUGCUUCUUUGUACCAUUGGUCUGGUUGUGUUUGACUGGAACACUGUGGUCUACACUCUACCGAGUGCUCUGUUUGUGGUCUCUGGUUUGCUGUCCUAUGCUGCAGGAACAGCUCCACACAUGAACCUGGUGAAGUUGUCAUUCUCCCUGAACAUUUUAAGCUUCUUCUGGUCAAUUGCUGCAUUUUCUAUCAGCAUGAUCCACUUUCACUCUUUAUCAACUUACAAACAAAACCAUGUCAAAAUGCAUCAGGGUGUCACUGGAUUGAUCAUGAGUCUCCUGGUUGUUGAAAACAUUACAGCCCUGUUUUUGAUCUACUGGCUGAGUAAAGCUGUGUGCAGACAACAAUUCAACACCUUGCCCAUUAUACGGCUGAAACAGGGAGACUGAAGCAAAACGCUCGCUGGAGAUCAAGUCAAGACCCAACCUGAUAUUUGAACUUAACUUUCUGAUCAUAUUUAAACAAAACAAAAAAUUACUUAUUAAAAAAUAAUUCAGCAGUAUAUUCUGUAUAUCACCAAAUUUAUGUUGAUGAAUAUUAAAUGUAAUUCCUGUUACUUUUGUUUUGUACAAUUUCCUUUUACAUUAACAAGCUACAUUUUCCCACCACAUAUGUAAUAACUUUAUAUUGAUAUUUGAACGCUGCUGUUCUCUCUCGCUCUCUAGAUAUGUAUAUAUAUAUUGAUAUAUAUAUAUACAUAUAGAUAUAUGUAAAUAUGAAUGUAUUGCCUUGCUUGAUUUCAUGCCUGUAUUUAUGAGUUGAUGAGAAGCUUGUUCUCUCAUGAUUCUUUCAUGUCAUUAAAAAUUCAAAGAUA
This is a messenger RNA of Solea senegalensis (Senegalese sole), 1101 nucleotides long. RefSeq names its product membrane-spanning 4-domains subfamily A member 4D. The record is from RefSeq and is a predicted model, not a curated record. The transcript is spliced from 7 exons. The coding region runs from base 104 to 676 and encodes 190 amino acids. Gene Ontology annotation, cellular component: membrane. NCBI's taxonomy places the organism in Eukaryota, Metazoa, Chordata, Actinopteri, Pleuronectiformes, Soleidae.